AUGACUGAAGUGGACGAAAGAAUUUUAAGAUAUGGAUAGAUUAUACUCCUUCGUUUUUUUGAUGAUGAAAAUGGCUUUAUUAGCGCUGAUGGGCACGUUAAAAAGCAUGUGCAAAUGAAAAGUUACGAUAGCAAGUAUCUUGCUAUUAAAAGAAGUUAAUAGACUGAAGGGGUAACAAAGGAUGAUUUCUCAAAUUGUCUUUUUUAAGUUUUUCCAAAAGUGGUUAAUACCUAAAAGAGCAAGAUUAUUAAAGAAAUUGAAGUUUAUAAAAAAUAGAAGCAAAAAGAAGAAAACAAAGAUGAACUAACCAAGGAAAAGCUGUAAAUGUUCAACAUGUUAGUUGAGGCGAAGGAUAACUAAAAUAAAUAAAAAGGGAAAAAGGAUAAGGAUAAGGAAGAUAAAGAUAAAAAUGCAUAGAAUUACUUCGAUGAAGAAGAUGAUAAAGACUAAUUUUUAAAAAGAAUAUCUAAACAUUAAGUUUACUUGCAAAAUGAAUAUAAAUACAAUGUUGAUACAUUUGAAAACAAUAAGAAUUAACCUGUCAAUUACAACUAGCCAUUUUAGUUAUUACAUCUUAAUUCUUCAAAAUUUUUGUCUUGCAAUUCAGUAGAAAGCAAGUGGGAAAAGGAAAACUAUGAAAUAAGCUUAGAGGAGUUUUGUACCGACUCAACGUUGUUCAAAAUUAUUCCUGCCUUCAAAUACUAAAAGGAUAGCUCAAAUGCUAUUUCAGAAGGAGAUUGCAUAAUGAUUAUUAGAGCAUUGCCAUUUAACAAUAAGACUAUUCACUUACACUGUUCUAUGGAGUUGAUGGAAAUGAAAAAAAAAAGUUAAAUUUAAAAAUAAUUAGUGCAUCAAACAUUCUAAGGAUCAGCAUCCAUGAUGUAUAAAAAAUAAGAUGUAGCUAAAAUGCAACAUUAAUAUGAACAGAAAUAGGAAUCUGCUUAAAAAAAUUUAAAGGAUGAUAAUUAAAUGUCUAACAAGGUUUAAGUAAAAAUUUAGAAAAGGGAAAUAAAUGGUUGUUUAGAAACUGCAACACCUCUCAAAUUUUAAAUUUAUUAAGAAAUCACAGAUACUAAAAGUAAAUAUCUAAACUGUGGAGAUGCCAUUUGGCUUCAUCACUCUGAAGCUAACUCUGCUCUUUCAGUCAUUCGUAAAGAAAGAGGAACUACUAGAUACACCUUUACUGCUUUAAAUAUUGAGCAAUGGAUUUCUUAAUAAAAUUUGGAAAUAUUUGUUGCUCAGAAUAAGGAAAGUCAAUCAUUUGAAGAUUAUUCAGGAAAUACAUUUGGUUUGUGGAUUAUUGAGAAUGUAGAUUUUAAAAAAGGAGGAUAUGUAGAGUAUGGCAUAGGAUAUCGCUUAAAGCACAUGCCAACAGGAUAUUAUCUUACUGUAAUUGAUGAAAAUCUAAUAUAGAUGGAAUAAAAGUUGAAAUAACUUGAAUAGGAAAAAAUUGAAUAAGAAAAGAAAAAAAGUCAAAAACAUACCAAGCAAAUUAAUAGAUCUUUUUAUGAUGAUUAAUCAGAAAAGUCAGAAGAUGAUGAAGAAAAACAUGUGGAUUUUAUUGUUGAACACAGCAAAUCUGAUAUCAAUUAAGAUAGUUCAGGAUAUUUAGAUUAUUCUUCAGGUGAUGAUUCUCCUACAAGCUAACCAGAGGAAUAGAAAUCUCCGAGACGUAGACGUAAAAAAAAGUUAAAUAAAGAAGCUGAAUUAAUUAAGUAAAAAUAAAAAAUGGCCAAAAAAUGGAAACUUUCACUUACUAAAAAUGCUAAUGACCCUUUUACACUUUUCUAAUUCUUUGCACUGGGAACUUCGCCAAGUAUUUUCGAGUAAUUUGUUGAGCCAGGUAAUUUCAUAUUUAUAAGAAAUAUGGAAAGCAAGUAGUGGAUAGACGUAAUCAAUUUACUUAAUUCUAAUUAGUAGGAUAAUGCUGAUAUACCAGCUCAAAUGAAGAAUUUCCAAAAUUAAAAUUAACUCUCUACUUUUGAUUAAAAUGAGUCAGUUUCUGCUUUCUCACCUCUUAGAGCAGUUCUGAAAAACGAUUAAGCUGAAAACUAAGUAUUCAAAGUAUUUUCUGUUAGUUCAAAUGAAGUUUGGGAGGCAAAGUUCGUUAUCAGCUGUUCAAAUGUUCUAAUCAAAUUUUUGAUAAACUAAAAGAGGUUAAAUUAAUAAUGUGAAUAGGGAGAUGAAAUUUCAAUUAGAAAAGCAAAGGAAAAAAUAAAAAUAUCAAGAGAAUGUAUCAAUAACCUGAAUAAUUUCUGUAGUAAUAAGUUACUUAACUAUUAGCAAGAGUAAAAAUUUGGUGCACCAAACGCUCGUCGUUAGAGACUACUUAGAGAAUAAUACUAUAUAGAUUUUUUGGUUAAAAUUUUAGAAGAUUUACUACCCAAAAAUGAAUUAGAAACAUGGAUUGAAUAUAAAUAGAUAAUGGAUAAAGAAAGAAAAGAAUUAGAAGAAGAGGAUCAAGAAGAUAAUAGCGACGAUAGUGAUGAGUACGGAAACGGAUUAGGUGGAAUUAAAUUUGGAAGCAAAAAGAAAAAAUCCAAAGCAAAUAAAACAUCUAAGUUAUCAAAUAAAAAAGAUCAUGCAUUUUAUUUGAAAGAAAAGGUAAAUAUGGCGAAAGAUAUUUAUCUUUUACUUGCAAGCUUGUGCAGAAAUAAUGAAGUGAAUGAAGAAUAUACUUUUAAAUUGAUACCUUUCUUUUAAAUUCAUUGCAAAUACAUUCCAGAAGCAAUAGAUUGCAUUAUAAGCCUCACCUCUAAUAAUGAAAAGAUCUUAAUGACAUUAUCUGAGAAUUUGAAAAUAGAUUUUGACUAUGAAAAAAAAGAAGAAGGACAGAGCUUCUAGGGAAGAUAAGUUAAAAUUUUAAUUAAUAUGUAUGAUCAAGAUAAUCUCUAAUACUAAGAUCAGUUUGAGGAAAAAAUACCUUUUAGAUAACAUGAAAAAAUUACUACGAAGCCUAUCAAUUUAAUUGUUUUCUUUAUGAAUUUGAUUUGGGAUGAUAAUUCUAAAUUAAAUUCCAACUAUUUGAAGUUUUUAAGAUCUAUCUGUAGAAUACAAAACAAAGCCAUUUCACUUAACCAAGAAAAUAUUUUUAAAAUAUUUAAAAAAUAUUCAUAAAAGAGAAAUGCAAUCCGCUAUGAUCAAUAUUUUAAAUCAGGAUCAAUUAAACUGCCUGAGCUUGGAAGAGAUCCAAAACAAUUCGAAAACGAUGUCAGUGAGCAAUUGAAGUUCUAUUCAGAGCUAUCUUAUGGCAGAAACUUCUUAUGGAGAAAGGAGCUAAUAGCUCACUUUUCUAACUACUACUUACUUUAGAAUAUUUGGAGUUAAGGAGAUUUAAAAGAUUAUCCUAUUUUGAGAUCAUGUUUCUGUCAACUUGCUAUGAGUUUAUAUAUAGACCAUGAACCUUUAUAAAGAUAGAAUCUCCCAAAUUAUUGCAGACUUUUUGAAAGAAUAGGCGAUGAAACAUUUGAAAAAAUAUUUGAUGAAGAAAAAAACCAAGAAAACGAAAUUGCUAUGUACAAAAACUUAUUAAAUGGUCUUGAAAAUUACUUAAGAGGAGUUUCAAAUUAAAUUUAAGAUUUGAUAAUAAUUUAUAAGAGAUAAAAAGAUAGAACUAAUAGAGAGAUGGAAUUCAAAAUGAAAAAGAGAGGUCAGUCGAUACUUUAAGACCCUCUUCUCUUAAAUAGUAUGGAGCUUCUUUAUUUGCUUAUAGAGCUCAAUUUAUUUGGUGGACUAAAUAAAACAGAUUCCUACAAAGACUUUAUGCCAUUCCUUUAAAAUAUAUUAGUUUAUGACUUGAAGAAUUUAGAAUACUUUACUGCUUGUGCUUAUACUUUAUAAUUACAAAAUUAAACAAGAAAGGAAAAAAAGAAAGAUAAAAAUAAAGAUCUGCUCAAUAUAAGCUAAGGGUUUUCUACUAUAAAAAAUAUUGGUAAAACAUUGAAUAAGUCAAUUAUUGGUGGUGGUGAAUCUGAUGAAAUAGACGAAGAAAUUGAUUAUGAAUUAGAUAGUCAAGAAUUAGUUAAUCCUCUUGAACAAAGUAAGCUAUAUGAUAAUCACAUAAUGAGAGGACAAAUUAAGCUUCACAAUAAACUUGAAGAAAUGAAUUAUUCUGAUUCUAUUGGUUAUCAGACGGAAAUAAAAGUUAAACUCAAAGUUCUCGAUAUACUUGAGUACUUUAUGGAUUUAAGACAUGAUUACCUAAUGACCAAUAUGCUGAAAUUUUUCAAAGAUAAUAUUGCUUCUAUUGGUAAAGAUUUGAAUUUAGAAUAAGCUAAAAAUAAAAUAUUACAGAUAACGAAAGAUCAUGUCAAAGGGUUUUUACCCAACAUACCUCUAACAGGUAUAGACAGUGUGGAUAAAAUUUUCUAGUAUAAACAAGACGGCUCUUUUAAGUUAGAUUUUAAGAUCUCACUAAAUAAGAAAAAGAGCAAAGACUUAAAAGAUAAAUUCCAUAGCUACAUCACAAAAAAGGAGUAUAUUCAUUAUCAGGAUUUCAAUAAUCUUCUUUCUGCUGCAAUCGAACAAUCUGAUUCUAAAAAAUAAGAAGAUAUUUAUGAAAACCCUAUUGCCACAUUAUUGCCUUCUCUUUUGUCAAGCUUCCUUAUUAUCUAUGAUGAAAACUUAGAAAAAAGAAUAUUGAAAAUAUUGAUCAGAAUGUAUAACUAAAGAUACGAUUUAUUAGAAAAUAUAUCAAAAUUACAAAUUAUAUUCGAUAAGCAAACUUAUGAUCUCUUUAAUGCUUUAGAAGACAUGAACGCGAGAUUACAUAAAUAUGUUGAGUAGUGCGAAGUUUGGUUUACUACUUUUGCUUAGAAAGUCUAUAAAGAACAUUUUAUUUCUCAUUUAAUCACAUUAUUAGAUAAUCUCAACAAUGGAUUUUUCAAAUGCUACACUACUGCAGAUGGAGAUAUUAUACUUUUAGAGCAAUCAAAGAAAAGAGAACAUCAAAAAGUUGAUAAAGAAAAAUAGAAAAUAUUUUAAUACUUGAAAAUUCAUGAACCGAUAAUAGAAUUGCUAAACGAAGGUAUGCACCAUUUUGAUGCUUUCAUUCUGAAAGACAGCUAUCCAGCUGAUAAAAAAACAUAUUUAAUUAAGCUCUUUGAACUUGUUUAUGAAUUUUUGAUAUACUUCACAUAAGACUGUAGAGAAAACCAGGCAAUUAUCAAGGAUUAUAUUCCAAUGAUUUGCAAAUAUUUGAAAUAUGACUUAGGAUAAACCACUCUUAUUUGCUCAAUAUACAAAGACAAUAUUGAUUUAUUAACUAAUAUUGAUAAACAAUUAAUUGAAACAUUCUUAGAAUUGAUAGAAAAUGAAGGCAGAUAAAUUCAAUUUUUAGAUAUUUUUGAAAUCAUCCUCAAAAUCAAAAAUAAAUACAUAUUCGAUAAUCAACUCCUCAUCCUAAACACUUUCUUACCAUAAAAGGAAUUAACAGAAAAAGAGUAUAAUUUAUUGUACGCAAAUGGAUCAAAUUAGAAAUCUCUUUCAUUCUAUUUGGAAGAUGUCUGUAAAUCCCUUGAAAAAUAAAAAUUAGAUUAAAAGCUGAAAGAUGUUGAGUAUAGAGAUACUUACCGUGACGAACCCUUUUAAUAUCACAUGAAAAUACUUAAUUUACUAAUUUAGACAAGCUACAUUUCUUCAACUUAAAAUUCUAAGGAAGAAGAAGAAGAGUAGAAUAAUAUUCUAAGCAAUUAAGCUUAAGGUGAGAGUCAAUAAUAGUCUAAAUUAAAGAAAGGAAAGACUUUCAAAGUGAAUGAUUAUGAUUUACCAUUAUAAGAUAUAGAUGAGCUAGGGGAUGAAGAUGCAGAAGAGGAAGAUUAAUUUGGAGAAAUCGAAGAUGAAGAAUAAGAUGGAAAUAAUAAAAAAGUUAGUAUAAAAGAUAAAAAGAAGCAAAAAAUUAAUGCUUAUAUGGAAAAACUUAAAUAAUUUUCAAAGUCAGAUCACAUUUUAUAAGAAUUUAAAUUCAAUAUUUUGGUUACAAGACUUAAACGUAUAUUCAAAGUAAAUUAACUCUUAUAAAUGCUGCAACAAGAAGACUCCUACGCAGAUUGGUCCAAAUUUUCUAAUGAAAUUAAUUAAAAACCUGAUGGUAAUUAAGAAUUGAAAGACACAUAAGGAAAAAGAGGGUUAUUCUAAGAAGCUUUAGCUGAUAAAGAAGAAAUAGAAAGAAAAAGAGAAAUUGAAGAGAAAAAGAAGAAAUAUCUUUCUCAGCACAUGUACGAAGAUUCUGAGUUUUAAGAAAACAGAAAAUAAUUCAAAAAGGGUAUGUCUUUGCUUAAACCUCAUUUACUCAAUUUCUUAAGAAAGGUGCAUAUUUAAUCAGAAACAGUCAUUUCUUCUGUUUCUGAAAUGAUUUAAAAUCAAAAAGAGAUUGCUUAUUUCUUAGAUAAAGAAGGUCUUAAAGUUAAUUGCAUCAAGGAAGGUGUCUUCUCAGAGAAUUAUGUUGAAUACAUUUUUGAUUAUUUACUUCCUUUCCUCUACGACUACCACAAGAAGUUUAUUCAAAGAGGACCUCACAAUAUGCACAUUCAAGAAGAUGAAGAAAGAAAAGACGAAAAGUCUUUAGAGUUUGUUGUUGAUAAAAUUUUAUCUAAAUUACCUGUAUUCACUCCUUAUUUAUCAAAUAACCAAAAAGAGAGAACAACCCUAAUAAUAAAAGCAAUUAAAGGUUUAAAUACAAAAGUUAAAUUUGAGCCAUUACUGUAGAUAAAUUUGAGCUCUAAAAUCUCUUCUCAUAUUAAAAGUCCUACAAAAGGAGACAAAGUGAAUCUUUUUAAAGAUUUGCUUCCAUCUAAAGGUCCUAGUAAUAUAAAUAUUGAGGAAUAAGCCGAUAUUCCAGAAAGAAAUGAUGCAGCUAGCGAUAACAAUGAUGAUGAGACUAAACUGCUUAAAGGAAACACAUUAAAUCUAAAAAAAAAAAUUAAAUCUAAGCUUGGAGCAAUUUCUCUAACAUCUUAAUUGGUAGUAGAAAGUUAAUCACAAUAAUCUUAACUAGCCGAAAGAAACUGGUAGAUUUUUAAGGUAAUCCUAAAAGAAGAAGAAUUUGUAAUUGAAUAAGUUUAAAAGGAGAAGAUUGCACUUGCAGAAGCUAUUGUAAGAGUCAAGAAAAUAAUAAAAAAAGAAUAUGGAAAAGAUUUAACUUUAAAACCUGAUAUGUUUAAGUUAAUCAAAAAGUUUAUUAAAUUCCUUUUGUAUGCCCCAGAAGAUCCAAAUAACAAGGAAACAAUUAUUUCUCUCAUUUCAGUUCUAAAGGAAAUAAUUGAUUCUAAAGGAAUAAAAGAUAGGUCAGAAGAUGAAAUCGAUGAAGAAAAAGAUAAUUAAAAAAGAGAAAAAAUAUAAAAUAUGUUUGAUUAACUUGGUGCCAUGAAAAUGAUUCUAAUGGUUCUCUCUCAAAAUAAUCGUCAUUUAGAUAAUGAACUUAUUAUUCAUUAUCUAUCAUUCGCUAAUACUUUAUUAGAAGGCGGCAACAGUUAAAUAUAAAAUACAAUUUAUAGUUUCUUUAUGAGUUACUAAAAAUCAGAAGUUAUUUUCAGUAGAUUUAAUUCAAUCAUAAGAAAACAAAUCAGAAAUAUUGAGCAUAAAUCAAACAUUGGUACAGGAGAUGCUAUCGAAAUGGAAGAAGAAAACUCUUAAAUGAUUGAAUUACUUGAAAGGGUCUUACGUUUCUUACAAUUGUGUGUUGAAGGCCAUUACAUAGAUCUAUAGAAUUAUCUUAGAAAAUAAGACAAUUCCCGUAAUAAUUAUGAUAUGGUAUAAGCUGUUGCAGAUUUGCUCAAAGCUUAUUACUAUGGAGAUUGCACUUAGAAAAUGUAUGAUAAUAUGAUAUUCUGUUUAGAUACUCUUAGUGAAUUUGUAUAAGGACCCUGUAAAGAAAACUAGGAUGCCGUAUCUGAUAGUAAAUUCUUUGAUAUUGCAAGUGAUCUAUUUUCGAAGAAGCCUUUAUCAGAAGAAGCUAAAUAAAAAAAAAGAGAUAAAAAGAAAAAAGACUAUCACCCUGAAGAAUGGAAGAAAAUGAAUUUGAUAGAACAGUAUAGAAAGUCAAAAGAUUAGCCAUUGACUGAGUGGAUGAAAGGAAGACUAUAAAACAAAGUUUUAAUUUUAGUUUUGAGUCUUUUAGAAAGUAGAGAAGUCAAGAGUAAUUGUGAAAUCAUAAAAAGAAUUAUGAGAAAUCUCCCUCUCUAUGUUCUUUAAAGACAUCUAAUAAAAAUAUAUAAAAAAUUUAAUCUUCUUUACGAAAACAAACUAAAUCGCUCUUCGCUUUCUCAUAUGGAACACGAUCCUCGUAAAGAAAGCGAUCUUCAUUUCUUUAAAAAAUUGCAUCAAGAAGGAAAAGACAUUGAUGAUUAUUUAGAAUGUAUACUCUAAAAUGGAUUUUAGAUUUACUUCUUACUUUCUUAUUAUAUUGAAUCGGAUUCAAAGCUUGGUGGGGAAAUGGUUAAAAUAUACAAAAACUAUGAGAAAAAGAUUCUUAAUAAUGAUAAAAAUGAGCUUGAAUCAUUAUUGACUGGAGAUAACAUGGUUGGACAAUUAAUUUCUUUUGCUAGAUCUUUAAUAGAAUCAGUUUAUAAAUAUGCUGAUGCUGUCAAAUAAAAGACUGUAGAAGCAGUCAAGAAUCAAAUUAAAAUAGCAGAUAGCGAUGAUAAAAAAAGUCAAGCUAAAUAAGCUGCAAGAAUGGGCAUUCUUAAAAAAGCAAUGAGUUUUUUUGCUAGCAACUCAUCCCAUAUAGACAUAGUUAGAAAUGAAAUGCUUGAAUUAGUUUACUUUAUUAGACUCCCUGCAACUAAUUGUUUACCUAAAGAAGUUAAGACUGAAUUCCAUGAAAAAUGCGAUAGAUCAAACAUAAAAACUAAACAAUCAGAAUUAAUUAAAGAGUCAGAUGAUAUAAUCGAAAUAUGCAAACAUGAAUAUAAUCUUUAAAUUUUAUUUUCAUCAAACAAAUUCCUUGCAUUGUUUGCUAACUAUGUUAAGCUAUGGAAAGAUCUUUCUUUUUACAUUAGUUUGGUCUUAAACUUUUUCAUUAUUUUUUCAUUUUCAACUUCAACUUAUGCUGAUUUUUCUAUUCGUAUUGAUGACUACAAUUUAUUCGAUAGCCCUAAUUAUACUCUUGACCAGACAAAGAGAAUAUUCCGAAUCCUCGGUAUUGUUAUGAUUGUAUGCAGCAAUUUUGUCUUGCUUUUCUUCUUAUUUAAAAAUGUGCCUCUAAUAUUUUAGCGAAUUAUUAAAUAAGGAGCUUAAGUAAAGGAUCACAAAAAUUUUCUAGGAAAAGUUUAUGUUGUUCUAUUCAAAUUUUUAUAAAUUAUAUAUGAAUUCUUACAAGAUUUCUAAGUCAUAUAUUAUAUAGCCUAUGGUGCUCUAGCUAUAGUAGGUACUGUAAUAAACCCUUUCUUCUUUACGUUCCAUCUUUCUGCUAUUUUGAUGCGCUUCCAAACUUUGAAAAAUGUUAUUAUGUCAAUUUACAUGCCCAGAAAAUAACUCCUGCUUACUUUCAUGCUUUUUAUCAUACUAGAAUAUUGCUUUUCUGUAUGGGGUUACUCAAUGUAUUAUGAAGAUUAUGAUGAAAGAUGUGAAUCUCUUUUAUAUUGCUUUUUGACAACAUUCGAUUAGACCUUUAAGCCAAAUGGUGGUGUUGGUGGCUUUUUAACAAGCAAUCCUGCACAAGCUAAUGUUACAAACAAUACUACAAAAUAUAGCAUGUCUAGAUUUAUUUUUGAUUAACUAUUUUAAUAUGUACUUCUUAAUAUUAUGAUUAACAUCGUCGUUGGUAUUAUUAUUGAUACUUUUGGAGUAUUAAGAGAAACCUCUAAUGAACAAUAAGAAGAUAUGCUUAAUUUUUGCUAUAUUUGUGGAAUAGAUAGAACUACCUUUGAUAGAAAGUCAGAUUCAGGAAAAGGAUUCAUAAAACAUAUUAAAUUUAAUCAUCAUAUGUGGAACUAUAUUCAUUUUAUCACAUAUCUAGAAUGGAAGGAUAGGAAUGAGUAUACAGGUAUAGAAAGCUAUGUAGAUGACCUAUUAAAGCAAAAUGACACUUCAUGGAUGCCUUUCAAAAUGGCCAGAGAAAUAUUAGAUGGAGAUUCUGAUGACGAAGAAGUUGAUUUAAGCUAACUUUCUCAAAUUCAGAAAAAACAAAAAAAUCUUUUAAAGGAAUUGAGUAGCUUAAUUGAAGGUGUAGAUGAUUUGGCAAAAGAUAAAAAAGAGAAAAGAAAAUGA
This is a messenger RNA of Tetrahymena thermophila SB210, 10206 nucleotides long. Its product is annotated as RIH domain protein. Gene Ontology annotation, biological process: calcium ion transmembrane transport. The record is from RefSeq and is a predicted model, not a curated record. Gene Ontology annotation, molecular function: calcium channel activity. The transcript is spliced from 25 exons. Gene Ontology annotation, cellular component: membrane. NCBI's taxonomy places the organism in Eukaryota, Ciliophora, Oligohymenophorea, Hymenostomatida, Tetrahymenidae.